This is a messenger RNA of Dendronephthya gigantea, 951 nucleotides long. Its product is annotated as 39S ribosomal protein L11, mitochondrial-like. The transcript has 4 exons. Gene Ontology annotation, biological process: translation. Gene Ontology annotation, molecular function: large ribosomal subunit rRNA binding; structural constituent of ribosome. The record is from RefSeq and is a predicted model, not a curated record. Lineage: Eukaryota; Metazoa; Cnidaria; Anthozoa; Malacalcyonacea; Nephtheidae. The coding region runs from base 86 to 565 and encodes 159 amino acids. Gene Ontology annotation, cellular component: mitochondrial large ribosomal subunit; ribosome.
GGAAGAAACGCAUUUUUUUCAAUGCGACAAGAAAUCGAUAUUUUGUCAAAAAUGCGGAAAUAUUUCGAAUCAUUGACGGGGCAAGAUGGCUUCCAAAGCAGCCAAGAAGUCUGGUGAAAUUAUUGGAAGAUUACGGACGUAUAUUCCUGCUGGAAAAGCUUCUGCAUCUCCACCAUUAGGUCCACAAUUAGGACAAAAAGGUGUCAAUAUUCCUCAGUUCUGUAAGGAAUUUAAUGACAAAACGAAGGAUAUCAAACCUGGUGUCCCAAUACCAACGCGAAUAACCUUUAAGGCUGACAGAAGCUAUUCAUUUGAAACCACAACACCUCCAGUGUCAUAUUUCUUAAAACAAGCUGCGGGUAUUGAGAAAGGAGCUUCAAAACCAGGACGUGAAAUAGCUGGAUCAGUCACGUUGAAACACAUCUACGAGAUUGCUCGAAUUAAGAAAACUGACAAAGUUUUCCAAAACGCAUCUUUGGAAACUGUGUGUAAGUCAGUCAUCGGCUCAGCGAGAAGUAUGGGAAUUCAGGUGAUAGAAGGGAGAUCUGGGGAGGAUUCUGGAUAAGUUGGAGUUCAUUAGGACAUUGUAAGGUAACAGUUAGGGGCAGUGCUGGAAAGAUGUGUUGAGGUGAUGAUCGAGAAUAGAUGCAUGGUUUUUAUCAGCGGAAACUGAAAGAAAGAAUGUUCACAACGUGUGUAGACGUCACUCGUCUUCCCGAUGAUAGACUAUUUUAUAUGGAAGCAGUACAUUUGAUAGUUCAACAGCAUGUUUGUUAACAGCGCAUCAUGUAAUUAUAAAAAAUCUAAUGUAACCACACGGGUAAACCCUGACAUAUUCAGAUAUUGGCAUUCUAUUACAACGCAAAGUCGCAAACUGUCAUAGUGGCGUCCGGUCUUUCAUUGUAAAUUGCGUAAUAGACGAUAUCCAAUUACACAAAUAGUUGUCUUUUA